AUGUCUGUAUUUCUCAGUAACUUAUCAACAAAUGACUCUAGCCUGUGGAAAGAAAAUCAUAAUUCGACAGAUCUUUUAAAUCCGCCAGGAACCGUGAAUAUAUAUCUUUUUUGCCUGACAUGCUUAAUGACUCUCGCAGCCCUGGCAGGCAGCAUUUAUUCACUAGUUUCCCUAAUGAAAACGCGGAACAGAACUGUUGUGUCCAUGCUUGUGGCUUCCUGGUCUGGGGAUGAUCUCAUGAGCGUCUUGUCGGUGACCAUCUUCAUGUUUUUGCAGUGGCCAAAUGAGGUCUCUGACUACUUCCAGUCUCUGUGCACCACCUCUGCCUUACUAUAUUUAUGCCAGGGCCUCUCGAGCAACUUGAAGGCGACUCUCUUAGUCUCCUACAACUUUUACACGAUGCACAGGGCUGUGGGGAGCCAGGCAGCCUCCAGAAGAUCCGGCCAGGUGCUCGGCGUGGCGCUGACGGUGUGGGCAGCCAGUCUGCUGCUCUCCGCGCUUCCUCUGUGCGGCUGGGGCGCCUUUGUACGCACGCCUUGGGGCUGCCUGGCCGACUGCUCCAGCUCCUACGUGCUGCUACUUUUCGCUGUGUACACUUCGGCCUUCGGACUCCUCGCCGGCCUCUCGGUCCCCCUCACUCACCAGUUGCUGUGUUCGGAGGAGCCACCAAGACUCCACGCCAACUACCAGGAAAUUUCCCGCGGAGCUUCCACUCCAGGGACCCCUUCAACGCGGGGGAGAGUGCUUUCCCCGUCCCCAGAUGAUGCUCCGGGCCCGGCCCUGCGGUGCUCGGGAGGAUGCUCCCCGAGCUCGGACACCGUGUUUGGACCGGGUCUGCCCGGGAGGGCAGGGCUGGGGCCGGGGCGCGGUGCUACUGCUGUGGCUGGAGCCUGCAGGCGUGAGGACCGGGGGACUCUUAAUGGCACCAGGAGCUUCACCGUGAGCGUAGCGCAGAAGCGCUUUUCUUUGAUCUUAGCGAUGACAAAAGUCACCCUUUGGCUACCCAUGAUGAUCCACAUGGUGGUCCAGCACGUCGUGGGGUUUCAGAGCCUUCCCUUUGAGACGCUCAGCUUUCUGCUAACCCUCCUGGCCACCGCUGUAACUCCAGUGUUUGUCUUGUCCAAACACUGGACACACUUGCCCUGUGGCUGCAUCAUCAACUGCAAGCAGAACACAUAUGCAGUGACGUCUGAUGGGAAAAAACCCAAGAGGAGAUGCUUUGAAUUCAAUCUAUCAUUUCAACGAAGUUAUGGAAUUUAUAAAAUAGCACAUGAAGAUUACUAUGAUGAUGAUGAAAAUUCAACAUCCUAUCACAAUCCCAUGAACUAUGAGUGCAAAACUACAAAAGACUCUCAGAGAGACUCUCAUAAUGUAUUCAAUGCCAUAAAGGUGGAAAUCAGCACCAUGCCCUCUCUGGACAGCUCCACGCUAAAAGGCAUCAACAAAUGCACAAACACUGAUAUUAUAGAUGCUAAACAGGAUUCCCACAAUGAAAAGGGUGUUGAUCCACUGCUCUCUGAAAAAAAAGAAGGUGAUAUUAAAUAUGAUGAAACCACCCUUUUGGAAGGGCCAGAAAGAAGACUUUCUCAUGAGGAGAGUCAGAAACCAGACCUUUCAGACUGGGAAUGGUGUAGGAGUAAAUCAGAAAGAACCCCUCGUCAGCGUUCCGGUGGUGCCCUGGCCAUUCCCCUGUGUGCAUUCCAGGGGACCGUGUCUCUCCAAGCCCCAACCGGGAAAACCCUAUCUCUUUCUACCUAUGAGGUGAGCACAGAAGGACAAAAAAUUACCCCAGCCUCUAAGAAAAUAGAAGUCUAUCGAUCCAAAAGUGUUGGCCAUGAACCAAACUCAGAAGAUUCUCCCUCCACAUUUGCGGACACCAGCGUGAAAAUACACUUGGAGGUUCUUGAAAUUUGUGAUAAUGAAGAGGCCUUGGACACAGUGUCAAUUAUUAGCAACAUCAGCCAGUCCUCCACACAGAUCCGAUCUCCUUCCCUACGCUACUCACGGAAAGAAAACAGAUUUGUUUCAUGUGAUUUAGGGGAAACAGCCUCAUAUUCUCUCUUUUUACCCACAAGUAAUCCUGAUGGUGAUAUCAACAUCUCCAUUCCAGACACUGUUGAAGCACACAGGCAGAACAGUAAAAGGCAGAGCCAAGAGAGGGAUGGCUACCAGGAGGAAAUCCAGUUGUUAAAUAAAGCUUAUAGGAGAAGAGAAGAAGAAAGCAAGGAUAACUAG
This is a messenger RNA of Lagenorhynchus albirostris (white-beaked dolphin), 2235 nucleotides long. It is a transcript of the gene GPR149, whose product is annotated as G protein-coupled receptor 149. The record is from RefSeq and is a predicted model, not a curated record. Gene Ontology annotation, biological process: neuropeptide signaling pathway. The transcript is spliced from 4 exons. Lineage: Eukaryota; Metazoa; Chordata; Mammalia; Artiodactyla; Delphinidae. Gene Ontology annotation, cellular component: neuron projection. Gene Ontology annotation, molecular function: neuropeptide binding; G protein-coupled receptor activity. The coding region runs from base 1 to 2235 and encodes 744 amino acids.